Messenger RNA from Saccharomyces paradoxus, 261 nucleotides. RefSeq names its product ATPase-binding protein (gene STF1). The transcript has a single exon. Gene Ontology annotation, cellular component: mitochondrion. The record is from RefSeq and is a predicted model, not a curated record. Gene Ontology annotation, biological process: negative regulation of ATP-dependent activity. Gene Ontology annotation, molecular function: ATPase inhibitor activity. Lineage: Eukaryota; Fungi; Ascomycota; Saccharomycetes; Saccharomycetales; Saccharomycetaceae. Bases 1 to 261 code for a protein of 86 amino acids.
AUGUUGAACCGCUGUAUAUCCCGUAAUGCCAGGCUGCCAGUAAAUUUAAGAGUUGCAUCCCGCUUUUAUUCUGAUGGUCCUCUCGGUGGUGCUGGUCCCGGUAAUCCACAAGAUAUCUUUAUCAAGAGAGAACGUGCCAAAGAGGAUUACUAUGCCAGGCAACAAGAGAGGGAACAAUUAGCACAUGUGAAGGAACAACUUAAAGAACACAAGAAGAAAUUGGAAAAUUUAGAAAACAAAAUUAAUAAUCUUUCAAAGUGA